Synchiropus splendidus (mandarinfish) is the source of this 551-nucleotide messenger RNA. RefSeq names its product dynein light chain Tctex-type 2B (gene dynlt2b). Gene Ontology annotation, biological process: microtubule-based movement. The transcript is spliced from 5 exons. Lineage: Eukaryota; Metazoa; Chordata; Actinopteri; Syngnathiformes; Callionymidae. Gene Ontology annotation, molecular function: dynein intermediate chain binding. Bases 82 to 459 code for a protein of 125 amino acids. The record is from RefSeq and is a predicted model, not a curated record. Gene Ontology annotation, cellular component: cytoplasm; cytoplasmic dynein complex.
UGUAGCUAUAGUAACGCGUCAAGCGACCGAGGAGCGACUGGCGUGUCCGCGUUCAACCGAGAGUUUGCGUCUCUUUGGCUCAUGUCUGGUAUGAUGGGUGGUUCCGACGCUGCUUAUAGCAUUCGACCCAACCAUCAGAACAAAUUCAAACCAGCUAUUGUGAAGGAGUGUAUUCGUGACACGAUAAGGGAACAGUUGUCCGGGUUGCGGUACGAUUCAGAGGCUGUGCCGGAACUGUCACGGACACUGGCCGAUCAAAUAAAGGACAAAGUAAAAAAUGCCGGGUUUGACAGGUACAAGCUGGUCGUGCAGGUGGUGAUUGGAGAGCAGCGUGGACAAGGAGUCAAGAUGUCGUCUCGCUGUCUGUGGGAUGCAGACACGGAUAACUAUGCAGAAGAUGUGUUCAUGAACGACAGUUUGUUCUGUGUGGCGGCUGUCUUUGGAAGCUACUUCUACUGAGAAGGACCGUGGAUGGAGUUCUUCAAGAAGUUGACAAAUGUACAUAUCCUAUUUUAAGAAGCCUUUUAAUAAAUGACCUUUGCAUUUCUCAC